Molecule: messenger RNA, 6730 nt
Organism: Oryctolagus cuniculus (rabbit)
Lineage: Eukaryota; Metazoa; Chordata; Mammalia; Lagomorpha; Leporidae
Gene: TMEM33
Product: transmembrane protein 33
Biological process (GO): membrane organization; endoplasmic reticulum tubular network organization
Cellular component (GO): endoplasmic reticulum; membrane
Source: RefSeq, a predicted model, not a curated record
UGAAAGAAGCACUUCCGGGUUCGGCAAGAGCAGGGAGCCGGCAGCGCUGGGUCGGCCCCUUAGGGCCUUGCUCUGAAGCCCCGCCUUCGCUUCGGUCUUUUCUGGAAAUCCCGCAUUGAUCUCGGCUGUGCCGGUCGGUUAUUUCACGGGCGCUUGUGGGUGUCCUCGGAGCCUCCUGGUGCACCGGGCGGGCGAGACCUGCGGACGCGCAGUUCCGGCGGGUCGCGGCGGCCGAAGCACCCGGCUGGGAAGCCGGUUACCCGGGUGGUGGCCCCGUGCUGACGUUUUGUCCCUCCUUUCUCCUCGUUGCGCGAUCGAGGCGUCCCGGACGCGCGUGUGAAUCCCCCAUGGCAGAUACGACCCCGAACGGGCCCCAAGGGGCGGGCGCCGUGCAAUUCAUGAUGACCAAUAAACUGGACACUGCGAUGUGGCUGUCUCGCUUGUUCACGGUGUACUGCUCUGCUUUGUUUGUUCUGCCUCUUCUUGGGUUGCAUGAAGCAGCAAGCUUUUACCAGCGCGCCUUGCUGGCAAACGCUCUGACCAGCGCUUUGAGGCUGCAUCAGAGGUUACCGCACUUCCAACUGAGCAGAGCGUUCCUGGCCCAGGCCUUGUUGGAGGACAGCUGCCACUACCUGCUGUAUUCACUCAUCUUUGUCAAUUCCUACCCUGUUACAAUGAGUAUUUUCCCAGUCUUGUUGUUCUCUUUGCUUCAUGCUGCCACAUAUACAAGGAAAGUCCUUGAUGCAAAGGGUUCUAAUAGUUUACCUCUGCUGAGAUCUGUCUUGGAUAAAUUAAGUGCUAAUCAACAAAAUAUUCUGAAAUUCAUUGCUUGUAAUGAAAUUUUUUUGAUGCCUGCUACUGUUUUUAUGCUUUUUAGUGGUCAAGGAAGUUUGCUGCAGCCUUUUAUAUAUUAUAGAUUUCUUACUCUACGAUAUUCCUCUAGAAGAAAUCCGUAUUGUCGGAUCUUGUUUAAUGAACUGAGGAUUGUUGUUGAACAUAUAAUAAUGAAACCUGCUUGCCCACUGUUUGUGAGAAGACUUUGUCUACAGAGCAUUGCCUUCAUAAGCAGACUGGCGCCCACAGUUGCGUAGUUUAAUGUCUAGUUAAGCUGUAUAUCUCUAUAUAACAUAAGCAUUAUUAACCGCUAGUACUUCUGCUAGGGGUUGUAAAUUCCAGGUGUGGCACUGACCUCAAUCCAAUUUACGUAAUUUACAUAAAUGCAUCUCACUGGAAAAAUAAUCAUUUUCUUGGCAUGUUAAAUCAAGCCUUUUAAAAAUUUUUUGAAAAAAUUUUACUGCACUAUAGCUCAUGAUUAAGGAAGUUUGUUUGUAGUGAUAAAUGUACUAAAUUUUUUUUAGAUGCUUCUGUGCCUGUAUCAUGAACUACAUUUAUUUCUCUUGUAAAAUAGCUUUAAAAUUUGUUUCAGCCUAAUUAGUAAUCUGAGUUUAUAUCUGGCAUGAGUUCAUUAUGAUAAUAUAAAAAAUAUGUGAAUUCAGUAUACUUUGAGACAGUAUUGUUUUCCCAUUCAGUAAUUUUGGUUGGUGAUUGUAACAGAAGCAUUCCCACUGUGUAUAAUUCCAGAUUGUUAUUUUGUGCUGCUUUCUUAGGAUAUAACAUUAUAGGAGGAAAUCUAUAUGUAUCUUAUGCUAUGGCCUUCUGAGAUUUUAGUUAUAUAAGUACUUCUGUUGUCUUAGAACAUUAAAAACAAAAGGCUCAACUGGAAGCUUAUUUGCCAUUGGGUAAACAAGUGGGGUCUGCUAACUGUGUUACAUCAGAAGGCAGUAGUGAUCAGCUUUCAGAAUCUCCUUGAGAAACAUUUUCAAACAGGAAAUCCUUUUACAAAUGUGGACACAUAAGUUAUUCAUGUUAUAGUUGUACAAUUACCUAGUUCGUAUUCUUGACUGCCAAUUUUCUCCAUUUCUUAGGCUUGAAUUUUCCUAGACAAAUACAGAAGUUCAGAUGCCUUUUCAAAGGAAUAUAACUGAAGAUUGAGCAUAUAUUUGUGUCUGUUCUGAAAUAAUAAUGAAGAGUAUCUUGUAGAUUACAUAUUUACUUAUUAAAUCUGAUUUAACAGGUUAAGAGAUUUGUAGGUAAGGUAAUUGGGAAUGAAGCAAGGUGGGGCACUGGGGACAAAUAGUGCAUAUUUCACUCUCAUAAUGCAUAGAUCAAUUUGGGGGAAUCUGAUGUAUUCUGCAACUAUGAUUUGGGUUGUAUCAUUUGUUAAAUCUGUUUGUUGAACUCCCAUCAACGUUUUUAUAAAAUUCAUUCUGAUACUUACUACUAUUGCAUGAUUGGAAAUGUUUAAAAUAUUGCAUAAUUUUAGUAUAAUGUAGUGGUUUUUGUAACCAGUUUGCUUCUGCCUGCAUGUAAUUUGGAUUUCUAAAAUAUACUCAUUAGUAAUUUAUCAGUAACAUCAGUUUUUUUUUUGCUUGUUCAACUUCAUAAUCUCUGGAAAGGUGACAUUUUUAGAAUAGAUUAUAAGAAAAAUUUAUCUGAUAGCUUCGCUAUAACCAGCUAUUUUUAUAUUUUUGUAAUAUCAACUAAGUUGGAGAAGCAACCUCAUAAUAGACAGUUGAGUGUGUGUGUGUGUGUGUGUGUGUGUUUAGCCUCAUUAUCACUCAAUAUGUAAUAUAAUGUUUUAAAAAAAACUUUCUAGAGCAAUAAAGUGAUUAUAAUGUUAAGUAAGCAUUCGUUUCUAAUGAUCUUAAGUCUUGAAUUAUACAGAUUUUGGCAGCUGAAAGGUUAUUUAUUUUGAAGUUAUUAAUUUUUUCCUCCAAAUUUCUUUUAAAGGUUUAUUUAUUUACUUCAGAGGCAGAGUUACAGACAGAGAGAGUGAGAGAGAGGUCUUCCAUCCACUGGUUUACUCCCCAAAUAGCCACAAUGACCAGAGCUGGGCCAUUCUGAAGCCAGGAGCCAGGAGCCUCCAGGAGUCCGGGCCUCCCAUGUGAGUGCAUGGGCCCAAGCACUUCCUACUGCUUUCCCAAGUCAUGGCAGAGAGCUAGAAGAGGAGCAGCUGGGACUCAGACCAGUGCCCAUAUGGGAUUCCAGUGCUGCAGGUGGUAGCUUAGCCCUCUACUCCACAGUGCCGCCCCCCUCCAAAUUUUUUUUUUAUCUGGAGAUAACUUUAUAUUUAUAGAAUAAUUUCAAAAAUAGUGCAGAGCGUUUCCUGUAUACCUUUUAGUCAGCCUCCUCUUGUGUUAACAUCUUACAUGACUGAAGAACUUUUAUCAGAAGUACGAAAUUGACCUUGAAACAAUAUUAACUAAAGUAAAAAACGUACUUGGUUUUCACCAGUUUUUCCGUGUGUGUGUGUGUGUGUGUGUGCUCACACUGCUUUUUUUUUUUUACCAUGACCAUCUUUUAAAGAUUUAUAAAUUUGGUUUUUUUUCUUCUUUAUUUUGAAAAUUAUUGUUGGUUAAAAGUAUUUCCCUAAGGGAAAUGAUUCACAUUGACUUUUAACAAAAACAUGUUUAACAUUAAAACUACUGCAGUUUCAAGCACUGGUUUUAAAUCAAGGCUUUUUAAUCACUAGCAGGAUUAUACUUCUGAUAUACUCAUGUUUGAACAGAAAUACAGAUUUGUUCCUUAAAGCGUGGCUUACUUAAUAACUAAAAUACUCUUGAAUUCAUGAAAAAGUAAAUUUGGCAGUUUGAACAUUAUUAGAUACUUAGUUUGCAUGAGCUUAUCGCUAGAAAUUCUGCAGUAUAAUUAUGUACAAGCAGCUGACUUGGCAUCUGAUAUUAUAGUGUUCAGUGUAUGCCUGUCAGAUUAAAAUUAGGGAAAUGCAGAUAGCAGUAUAAACAAGAACGCAGAAGGAGAAGUCAACUCUUUAGUCUUAUUAAACUCUUUUGGACAAGUGGAGCCUCACACAGGGAUUUUAUCUUCCUUUUGUACUUGGUUUCUCAUUAAUUUAAACUCUACUCAACAUUAGUGCAGAGAGAUUUCUUAAAUACAGUUUAUAUUUAAGUUCUCUUUGAAUGAAGUACACUGAGGUAGGUGGUCCUGGAAGAAAAAAAAAGUUUUGUUUACGAAUAUUCUUUAAGAGAACAUCAAGGCAAGCUAAUAAUAAAUCAGAAGUCAAUGAAAAAUCAAUGCAUUCUAUUAUGUCAUUCCGAAUUGCAAAGCUUCCUUUCUUCCUAAUGAGCAGUAGCAAAAGAUUCAGGUUUUGAUACAUUAGGACAUGAUUAUUAUUUAUACUGCAAAGGAAAAUGAGUAUAUAUGUAACUACUGAGAGAUUUUGUUUUUAAAAAGGUUUCUGAUUAGAUUAAGUGAAGUUAAUUUGGAAGGAUUAUGUAAAGCCCCUUAAGUAAUGCUAAGGAAUUUAAUUAAUAUAGUUACUCUAAAGUCCCACCCCACCCCAUUCUCCUUAGAAUUUGCUAGCUUCAAAGCUGUCGCCCUUAUUAGACGAAUUUUGAUACUCCAGAAAUGAAAACUUCCAGAAAGAACUUAGCCACAGUUAUGUUUUUAAUCAGUAGGUGGCACUCUUUGCUCAAGGAGACCCCUGCCCCAUUUUUGCAGGCUGUGUUAAAUGCCUCUGAAUGUGCUGAGUCAGUCAUAAAACUAAGGAUCUGAAUGCCAUGAACUUUUUCGAUGUGUAAUCAUUUAGUAUUGAACAAUAUUUAAUAAUCAUUUACUGUGAGUACAUUUUUAAAAAAUGAAAUGUUCAAAAGAAGUACCUUGUCACUAUGUACUUUCCAGAAAAACAGUAAAAUAGGCCACAUUUGGAAGUGGCAUCAUUCAGAUUACAGUGUCUCUAUUUUUUCCUUUUUAUUCUAAGUGCCUGAAUUGCUCAACAUAUCAAUUAUAAGGUUCUUCUUUCUCCUUCAUUUUUAGAUGUGUUCAUAAUCAGUAAUGUUUUCAUCAUUUUGUAGGUAUACUAGAUAUAGCCAGUUCAAGCUCUCUGAAAAUUUGACUUUUCACAAUAAUAUAAAAGCAAAAUUAAAUUUUUAGCUAUUAUAUCAGAAAUGGUAGCUAGAUUUAAAAAUUGGGCUGUGUAAACAGCUAGUUUUUCUAAACACUUCGUUGGAAUUCUCUAAGAUUAGGAGAAUUCUUCUGAGGCCAUGUACAGUUCAACAUAUGAUAUUCCAAAGGCAUAGUUUUAUAAACUUAGGAGUUAUUUCCAGAGGUUGUUUUAAUGAGCAGUCCUCUUGUAUUCUGGGUGGAAAGUUAUUAGAUCUGGUAUUAAGAAUAAGAAAAGAGGUACUAAACGUUUGGAAAUUUCCCUGGUAGUUAUUAUUCUCGGAAAUGUGUAUGUCCUAAGAUGGUAUUCAGGUGGUUUCUUUAGAAGGAGCAUAUUCCUGCGUGGGGGAUUCACUGUCUCCACAGUCUGUCCCCUCUUGUGUAGUGCAUGUAGGAAAACUGACCUGCAUUGAUUUUGAGUUGAUGUGAGAAAAGAGCCCAGGACUUUUUAAAUCUGCAGAUUCUUUUUCUUAGAAAUCAGUAAGAAAAAAUAUAGAUGGAUAUCUUUGUUGGAAUAUUAAUUAGCUCAUAUUGUCAGAGAAAGAAGGGCCCAAGGAAAAUGUUACAUUCUCCUCCUUAGCCUUGGAAUGCUACUUUUUUGAUAUGCUUAUCACCUUGAAACUUGUUUUUCUUGGUUCAUGACAGUUUAAUUUCACAUUUACUAUUUUCCUUUGUAACUUUGACAGAACAAUUCUUUGUGACACUAAGUUUUGCCUAUAUAUAUAUUUGUAAGUUGAGACUAAGUGGGCAAAGUCUUGGGCAGGUAACACUUAUGAUGUGUAUAUAUUGGAACAGAUGUUAAGAGACCACAAAGAUUAGAAAUAGUCAUAAAGAACUGCUUGAUUUUAUAUAUGCGUUACUUCUGGUGCUCUAUAUAAUGGGAUAUAUUGAACUCAAAAAUUUGUAUGUACAGUAUGUCAACAUUUCUUAGUAAGUCCUCUUGAAUCCAUUUUUAAUAUCUAAUAUUGUACAGGUUGGGGAAUUACUGUUUGAGCCAAUGCUAUCUAGACUGUAUAAAUUUAUAAAAUAAAUUGAGAAAUUCAUCAUUCCCCUGUAUUCAAGACCAAAGCACAUAGAUGCUAAUGUAGGGCUCAGAGGGGAAAUAUAGUUCUCCUGCAUAUUUGAGAAAAUGUGAAGUCCUUUCAAGAAAAUCUAAUAAAUGUAAUAAUCAUAGCCUGCUGACACUAAGGAAAAAGGACCUCAUUCGCUUUUUCUUUUAUGCAGCGAUUUACUGGUCCCUACUGAUUUCCAAAUUGGAUCACUGCAGUAAAUUAUCCAUGCUGGUACCUGUGAAAGUAAGCCCUGGGAUCCAUAUUUGUUUUGUGUUCUGCUUAAAUCAGCAAGAAUGAUAAAUUUGAUGGUGAGAAAUUGGAAGUAUCAAGGGCUUUCUUUGGUGAUUGAGCAAAAUAAUGUCUCCACUUGUAAUUUACUGUGACCCUUUUCACUGUAUGUGCUUUAUAUGUCUAAUAUUUAUUUCAAUACAAAUUAAAUUGUUGUUCCUUCAUCUUUAUUGUUAUUUUACUUAUGUAAAAAUCAAAUUGUGUAAUAAAAAUCUCUUUGGAUUGAAGUAGAUUUAAAAAUGUUAUGUUGUAAAAGAACAUUUGCAGUUAGAAAUGAGCUUUUCUUUGAGCCUAAUUGCCUUGUUGUAGAAUAAGGUGGGUUUGAACUCACUUCUGUUAUUCUCAGCCAUUUAUGAAGAGUAGAAAUGCUGUGAUUUUGAGAUCUAAUGUGAAACUGGGAAAAAAAAGAAAAAUUACAUUAGCUAUCUCAA